Molecule: messenger RNA, 822 nt
Organism: Closterium sp. Naga37s-1
Lineage: Eukaryota; Viridiplantae; Streptophyta; Zygnematophyceae; Desmidiales; Closteriaceae
Source: the annotation of a GenBank genome assembly
AUGGGUUCGGGUAGUCACGGGCAGGUGCCGCGCCCAGGUAACGAACUCCAGGGCAGGGACAGAACAAGCAGACGCAGCGCGAAUGGCGUCAAUCGCAGAUUGUCGGACUCGGAUGUUUGCGCGCCAGUUGAGAGGCCGCGGCGCGAGCGGUGGUGGCCGCUGAGGCCAAAAGCGCGCACGCUGACGGCGGACCAGCUGGGUUUCGCUAUCGACGUCUUUCAAAAUAGCUUCUGGGUGCUUUCCUGCUCGCUCAAAGACCUAAGCGGCACGAAGCCCUAUCACCACUUCUUUUCCGUCGUCACCGGCUUUCCCCCCAUCGACGGCCCCCCGGGCGCCUUCAACCGCGCGAAGCGCGCGCGCGCGCCGACAGAGUACGAGCUGCCGGCGGACUGGGUGGACGCGCUCACGCUCAGCUGCGUCGCCACCAAGAAGAACCGCGCCGACGUGUCCCUCGAGCUCUCCGCGGCGCCCUGCCGCGCGUGGUUCGUGCCCGCGCAGGGCUCCUUCCCCGCGGCGCACUGCAUCCAGUUCCGCGGCCGCCUCCACCAGGCAGGCUCGGCCGCCGCCGCAGCGGGGGAAGAGCGGGAGGGCGUGGGGGCAGACGAACAGCAGCCGCAGCAGCAGCAGCAGCAGCAGCAGCAGCAGCAGCAGCAGCAGCAGCAGGGGUUUUCAGAGGAGUUCGUGUCUACACUGGAGGCGCGGGAGCGGUUCGGGUCGGUUCCAGCGGACAACCAGUGGCACGUGGUGAAGCUGUCCGCGCAGCUUGGGGGCGGCGCGGGCGCUAGAGGGGGGGAGGCGCGGGGGAGAGCAGCAUGGGGCUGA